AUGCAAUCAACGCCGAUGCUGAGGUCCUUUAGUUCGGAUUCCGCACACAAGAGGGACUGGAAGCAGCGGUUAAGUUUGAGGGAUAAUCGCCGAAGAGACACAGAAUCGACGUCCAGUCGCAAAGGAUGCACUCGCAAAUGGACCAGCCUAAAGACAGCGCCGAAACUCAGCGGGGGCGAUUUUCCGGACACGAACACCAGCUGCUCUCUGUCGACGCCUUCCUCGACGGCCAACACCAGUCCCCUGCCGGCGUCCAGCAGCGCCGCGGAGGGGACGCGGAAGAGUAAUUGGCAGGUCAUUGAACACUUCGGCUCCAAGGAAAAGGGCAGUUUAUCCUCAAGUUUAAUCGCUGUUGGCACCAUUCCAAGGACGCGAGAGAAUGGCUCCGCUCCGAACUCCAGUCCAGAUCUUGAAGGUCACGAGGUCGAGGCUGAACUCCUUAUGUCACCUAGCCAGGUCCGGCAGCAGAACGGAAUAUUCGUCAAGAUCAGAAGGCUACUCAAGAAAAUUUGCAGUACUCAUCAGUUCAAAAACGAACAGGUUGAAAUGCUCUACCAAAGAUAUUUCCUCAAGAUGAACCAAAGCAACAUGACCAACUUGAUAACGUUACUCCUCUUGUUGUGCGUUUGCCUAUUGGUGAUCUCUUUGACGGACUUCGUGAUGCCUCGCCCGAUGGAUGAAGGCAUCUUGGGGCCAGAAUCGAUGAGAUACGAUAAAUUGGUGGUCCUUAUGUGUACGGCGGGGUGUUGUAUAGCUAUUUAUGGAGUGUUACUCAAUAUUGUAUCAAGACCUGCAAUGAAUGAAGUUUACCUCAUCAUUAUAUCCUACUUCAUACUAGUCACUUUCGUUACCAUGGAGAUAUGUAUUUCAUUCUACUUUGAAGAGACUCGGCCACUUCUGGGACCUAUUUAUGCUUUAGCAUGUACCUAUCUGACUUAUUCUCUAAUGCCAAACAGACUCAAAGAUGCUCUGCUAUCUGGAACAAUUCUGGCCUUAGCGGAACUUUUUCUGUUAGUUUACGUUGGGAAAAUGGCUGGAUUUCCAGAGGUCAUCAGCUGCUUUAUUAUCCUUCUAUGUGGCAAUAUCGCAGGAGUAUGUACUCACUAUCCUAGGGAAGUAGCCCAAAGAAAAGCGUUUUUAGAAACUAGACAGUGCAUCGAGGCUAGGUUGAAAAUGCAGAGGGAAAAUCAACAGCAGGAACGCCUGCUACUGUCAGUGUUGCCGCGUCACGUUGCCAUGGAAAUGAAAGCUGACAUUGCCGGACAACCGAAGCAAGAACAGUUUCACAAAAUUUACAUACAGAAACAUGAAAACGUGAGCAUCCUCUUCGCCGACAUAUGUGGGUUUACAACCCUUUCUGAUCAGUGCACGGCAGAGGAACUCGUUCGAAUACUAAACGAAUUGUUUGCUAGAUUCGAUCGCCUGGCUGCCGAACAUCACUGUCUAAGAAUAAAACUUCUCGGCGACUGUUACUACUGCGUAUCAGGUUUACCAGAAGCUAGACCUGACCACGCGCACUGCACUGUAGAAAUGGGAUUGGAUAUGAUCGAUGCCAUAGCUUUGGUUAGAGGCGUAAUGAAUGUAAACGUCAACAUGAGAGUGGGGAUACACACAGGACGAGUUCACUGUGGUGUCUUGGGUCUUCGAAAAUGGCAGUUUGAUGUUUGGUCCAAUGACGUGACGUUAGCAAAUUAUAUGGAAAGUGGGGGCAUUCCAGGGAGAGUACACAUCACACAAGAAACUUUGAAAUGUCUCGGUAGUGACUACGUUGUAGAACCGGGAAAUGGCGGUGAAAGGAAUUCAUAUCUAAAGGAUAACAAUAUAGAUACAUAUUUGAUUGUGGCGCCAUCUUAUAGAGGGGAUACUAUCGUCCCAUACCAAAGCCAUCCGAUGAAUGGCAACAUUGCAAAAGAAAUGAGAAUAAUGGGACAUGGAUCUCAACACGGACAUGGUUCAAAACUUGGUUUUGGUGAGCCAGUGGAACGAGAAAAGAAUCCCGAAGACGAAGUCAAUGAGUACCUGAUGAAAGCUAUAGACGCCAGAAGUAUUGAUAGGUUAAGGACGGAACAUUGUCGCACAUUUUUACUUAAUUUUAGAGACCCCACCAAAGAGGCCAAGUACCUAUUAGAAAAGGACAGAAUGCUCACUAUGUAUUUUUUUUGUUCAACGUUGUGUUUUGUCACAAUUAUUUUAGUACAAUUAGCGGUAUUCAGAAGAAAUGGUACCGCCUUGCUGUGUUCAGUUCCUAUUUUUUGUCUUCUAGUUUGCAUCCCAAUGUUAGUAUAUAUGGAUAGUAUUAAGCAAAGGAGAGGAUUCUCCAGUUUAUUUUUAGUUUCGAGGACCAUUCACAAAAACAGGAAUGUCGCUCAAAUAUUUUGUUUCAUAAUGGCGGCUUGUAUUUAUGCGUUAGUUAUGUUCCAAACGUUUUCUCUAUCAUUGGAGAUCCAGUGUCUAAAUUCCACAUUCGACGGGUACAACUGUACAAGUCAUUUAUUAAAUUAUACAAACGAACAAAAAGGCUGUAAACACUAUUAUUUAAUAGAUUAUCUGUUGCUGCUUGUCAUGGUAUCCAUGAUAGCGUGCGCUGUCUAUCAAAUUCUAAUCUCGCUUCUGAAGACAGUCAUCUUAUUAGGAGGGAUGGCGGGUUUUCUGGCGUCGUACGUAAUCUACAACAAAGGCGUUCACUCGAUUACCUGUCUCUACAAAUCCAGUGAAUUGUCCUACACUCAUCAGUACUUGAAUGUUAUAGUAUUAGCAGGUUUUGUGAUAGCUCUGAUUUUACACGGUCAACAAACUGAAGCGACUUAUAGACUAGAUUUUGUAUGGAAGCUCCAAGCAACAGAGGAAAAGGAAGAUAUGGAGCACUUGGAAGCUUAUAAUAGGAAGCUGCUUGCUAAUAUACUUCCCGUUCACGUAGCCGAGCAUUUUCUCAAUAGUGAGAAAAAUAAUGACGAACUAUAUCACGAACAAUGCGAUUUCGUGUGCAUAAUGUUCGCCUCAAUUCCCAAUUUUUCCGAAUUUUACGUAGAACUAGAAGCCAACAACGAAGGGGUGGAAUGUCUGAGGCUCCUCAAUGAGAUCAUAGCCGAUUUCGAUGAAUUACUAUCCCAGGAUCAAUUCAAAUACAUCGAAAAAAUCAAGAGUACGGGUGCCACUUACAUGGCAGCGUCAGGUUUAACCCAAAGCACAUGUGAUAUGCUAGAUUACAAGCACGUAACAGCCAUGGCAGACUACGCUUUGAGGUUAAAGGAACUGCUCGAAGAAGUCAACGAACAUUCCUUCAACCAUUUUCGAAUCAGAAUAGGCAUCAACGUAGGACCAGUAGUAGCAGGGGUGAUAGGCGCUAGAAAACCUCAAUACGAUAUUUGGGGAAAUGCAGUGAACGUUGCUAGCAGGAUGGAUAGUACAGGGAUACAGGAUAAGAUACAAAUAACGAAAGAAGUGAACCAGAUCCUCCAAGCCAGAGGCUACCCGACCAGAUGUCGCGGUACCAUCAAAGUCAAAGGUAAAGGUACCAUGGAAACGUUUUUCCUCGAAGGAUCAGCAAAUUCUCGGCCCAAUAUCACUGUAAACCCUUUAGCCAGUUUCGGAUCGGAAGACAAACCAGAUAAACCCGUGACCACUACCUUAGGAACUAUAUCUGAGAAAAAUUAA
Psylliodes chrysocephalus is the source of this 3654-nucleotide messenger RNA. NCBI's taxonomy places the organism in Eukaryota, Metazoa, Arthropoda, Insecta, Coleoptera, Chrysomelidae. The record is from the annotation of a GenBank genome assembly.